This is a messenger RNA of Magnolia sinica, 1297 nucleotides long. Its product is annotated as chalcone synthase 2-like. NCBI's taxonomy places the organism in Eukaryota, Viridiplantae, Streptophyta, Magnoliopsida, Magnoliales, Magnoliaceae. The transcript has 2 exons. The record is from RefSeq and is a predicted model, not a curated record. The coding region runs from base 1 to 1185 and encodes 394 amino acids. Gene Ontology annotation, molecular function: acyltransferase activity, transferring groups other than amino-acyl groups. Gene Ontology annotation, biological process: polyketide biosynthetic process.
AUGUCUACGGUGUCGAUCAACGAGAUCAGGAAGGCCCAACGAGCAGUGGGUCCCGCCAUGGUGCUGGCAAUCAGCACAGCCACACCACCGAAUGAGGUGAUACAGGCAGAUUAUCCGGAUUACUACUUUAGGGUCACCAAGAGCGAGCACAUGAAAGAACUGAAAGAGAAGUUCAAGCGAAUGUGUGAUAAAUCGAUGAUCCGCAAACGUCACAUGUACCUAACGGAGGACAUACUCAAGGAGAAUCCCAACAUGUGUGCUUCCAUGGCCCCCACCCUCAAUGCCCGCCAAGACAUAGUCAUUGUCGAGGUCCCUAAGCUCGGUAAAGAGGCAGCAGUUAAGGCCAUCAACGAGUGGGGCCAACCAAAAUCUAAGAUCACCCACGUAGUCUUCUGUGCAACGGGCGGUAUCGACAUGCCUGGAGCUGACUACCAACUCACCAAGCUACUCGGCCUCCGUCCAUCUGUCAAACGCUACAUGAUGUAUCAAAUAGGCUGCUUUGCUGGUGGCACGGUCCUUCGCCUGGCAAAAGACCUAGCAGAAAACAAUGCUGGUGCACGUGUUCUAGUUGUGUGUUCGGAGAUCACUGCCGCCACCUUUCGUGGCCCAUCUGAUACCUAUCUCGAUGGCCUUGUUGGUCAAGCACUCUUUGGAGAUGGUGCGGCUGCAGUGAUAAUCGGUGCUGAUCCUAACUCCUACGAGCGACCGAUUUUCCAGUUUGUGUCAGCCGCACAAACCAUACUGCCUGAUUCAGAUGGUGCAAUCGAUGGUCACUUAGGUGAGGCUGGCCUCACAUUCCACCUCCAAAAGGACGUGCCAGGGAUCAUUUCAAAGAACAUUGAGAAGAGUCUAGUGGAGGCGUUCGAGCCACUCGGCAUCAAUGACUGGAAUUCUAUUUUCUGGAUAGCGCACCCAGGUGGGCCUGCGAUUCUUGAUCAGGUGGAGGAGAAAUUGAAUCUAAAGACAGAGAAGUUGAAGGCCACAAGGCACGUACUAAGCGAGUAUGGGAACAUGGCUAGUGCAUGUGUUUUAUUUAUUUUGGAUGAGAUGAGAAGGAAGUCAAUAGAGGAAGGGAAGACAACGACCGGAGAAGGGUUGGAUUGGGGCGUGCUGUUUGGGUUCGGACCUGGCCUGACUGUUGAGACUUUGGUCUUGCAUAGCCUUCCCACAACUGUGGCCCACUAAGUUGUGGGUCCACCCAAUAAUAAGGAUAUGAUUUGAAUGGUUGAAUUAUUGUAAGUUUCAGUUAUAUUAUGUUAUGCAUUAAGUUACAUUCUGUAAUAAAUUCAAUGGUUUU